This is a messenger RNA of Cokeromyces recurvatus, 1850 nucleotides long. Its product is annotated as phosphoribosylaminoimidazole carboxylase. Gene Ontology annotation, biological process: 'de novo' IMP biosynthetic process. Gene Ontology annotation, molecular function: ATP binding; phosphoribosylaminoimidazole carboxylase activity; metal ion binding. The transcript is spliced from 2 exons. Lineage: Eukaryota; Fungi; Mucoromycota; Mucoromycetes; Mucorales; Mucoraceae. The coding region runs from base 165 to 1850 and encodes 561 amino acids. The record is from RefSeq and is a predicted model, not a curated record.
GUCCCCACAUCUGAAGUACAUAUCCGUUCUCUUUCUUUUCUUUUCUUUUUUCUUUGCUCCUAUUUCUUUUCUUUUCUUUUCAUUUCUUUUCUUUUUCUUUGUUCUUCUUUCUUUUCUUUUUUUCUUUCCUGAUCUUUUAGCUUUCUUAAAAAAAAUAAAUAAUCAUGAACAGUCAAAAAGUUGGCAUCCUGGGUGGUGGUCAGUUAGGCCGUAUGAUGGUCGAAGCAGCCUCUCGUCUUAACCUUCAAGUCGUUAUUUUGGAUGUUCCAACUGACGCUCCUGCAAAACAAAUCGAAUCUACACAAACACAUAUUGAAGGCGCUUUCAACGAUCCUAAUAAAAUUACUCAAUUAGCUUCUCAAGUUGAUGUUUUAACAGUUGAAAUUGAACAUGUGGAUGCUCAAGUGCUUUCUAAGCUUGAAGGAGAAGGUCGUCUUCGUAUUUGUCCUUCUGCUUUUACUGUCAAGACAAUCCAGGAUAAAUAUCAACAAAAACGCCAUUUAGAAUCACAUGGUAUUCCUAUUUCACCUUAUCUCGAAAUAUCAACAACGGCUCAAGAAAAUUCAGAAGAGGCGAUUCAACGAGCAGGUCAACAAUUGGGAUAUCCUUUUAUGCUUAAAUCAAAAACGAUGGCCUAUGAUGGGAAAGGAAAUUUUGUAGUUAAAUCAGAAACGGAUGCCAAGAGGGCCUUAGAGACUCUGUCAAGGACACCUCUUUAUGCUGAAAAAUGGGCUCCGUUUGUGAAGGAAUUAGCUGUGAUGGUUGUUCGUCGUGCUAAUGGCGAGGUACGUUCCUAUCCGGUUGUAGAAACAAUUCAUAAAAAUAGUAUUUGUCAUUUGGUGAUUGCUCCUGCUCAAAUAGAUGGUCGUAUUGCUAAAAGGGCUCAAACGAUUGCUGAACGUGCUAUUCAAACAUUUCCUGGUGCUGGUAUCUUUGGUGUCGAGAUGUUUGUCAUGGCUGAUGGUCAUAUCUUAUUGAACGAGAUCGCUCCUCGUCCUCACAACUCGGGUCAUUAUACGAUUGAAGCCUGUGAGACCUCUCAGUUUGAAAAUCAUAUGCGUGCUAUCCUGGAUAUGCCAUUAGGUUCAACCGCAAUGAAGGUGCCUGCCUCUAUCAUGGUCAAUAUUUUAGGCACAAGCACAGAUAUGGAAACAUGUUAUCGACCCUGUCAGGCUGCUUUGCUUUCUGAUAUUGGAGCAACUGUUCAUUUAUAUGGUAAAAAGGAAUGUCGACCAGGUCGUAAGAUGGGUCAUAUUACAUUAGUAGGUGAAUCGAUGAUGCAAGUGCAAGAAAGUUUAAAACCUAUCUUAAAGGAAAUUGAGCCUGACGUUGAACGUCCUUUAACACUCAGACCAUUGAUAGGUAUCAUUAUGGGGUCUGAUAGUGAUUUACCUGUGAUGAAGGUAGGAGCUCAAAUAUUAAAAGACUUUGGUAUACCCUUUGAACUUUCAAUCGUUUCUGCUCAUCGUACCCCUCUAAGAAUGGUGGAAUAUGCUGAGACAGCUGCUGAACGUGGUCUGAUGGCGAUCAUCGCUGGUGCAGGUGGUGCAGCCCAUUUACCAGGAAUGGUAGCUGCCAUGACAUCUUUACCUGUUAUUGGUGUACCUGUCAAGGGUAGUUCCUUAGAUGGUGUAGACUCUCUUCACAGUAUUGUGCAGAUGCCUCGUGGUAUCCCAGUAGCAACAGUAGCUAUCAAUAAUAGUACAAAUGCAGCAUUACUUGCUAUUCGUAUACUAGGCGCAUCUAUUCCUGGUAUUCAAAAGAAAAUGUCAGAUUACAUGAAAAAGAUGGAAAAUGAAGUCAUGACCAAAGUUGAAAAAUUGGAUCAUGUUGGUUGGGAAAAUUAUUAA